CUUUGCUGGGCGCGCCAAAUUCUCUCUCCCUCUGUAUACUACAUUGAAGAAGCACAGAGAACACAGGGACAUGAUGGAUCGUUACAAUGACCUCAAAAUCUUGUUGAAGAAAUGGGAGUCAUCUUUUGUUCAGGAGCAUAAACGGAAGCCCAAUAAGGAAGACAUAGACAGCGCUUCACAAGAGAUAAAAGAGUUGUACAGAGAAUACAGAGCACUCAAAAUGACAAGAGAAAAUGCAGAAAAUGAAAAAAUGACAGCAUCCAAUAGUGGAAUAUCCAAGCAAGAUGAUGUGAUAGCUGACUCUGGUUGUUGGGGCUCCCAUCUUAACCGAGUCAAUACGCCAUCAACAAAGUUAACUUCCAAAGAGAGGGACUCGCUUAAAGUUUCAUCUCUGUAUUAUGGAAUGAAGUUGAAAUUAAACAUGGGCACAUUAACUAAGGAUAGACCAACAUCUCUGAAAAAGUCAUUUACUCCAAAGAGAACCUUAAAGAAAUCACCAGAAAUGAGCACAAAUACAGCUACUGUGGAAAGUCCACCAUUGUGUGUGCCAAACCCAAGUAUUUGUACCGCUCCUCUAAGUUGUUCUAGAGUUCCAUCCUUGAGUACUGAGGAAGAAGAUCAACCAUUGCAAGGUUUAAAUGUGGCUAAGAUCAUCUCACCUCUUACUUGUUCAAAGAAGGAGGAAAAAGCCCAGCGGUUACACAAUUCAAUGAUAAAAAGGCUGUCUUCAUUAGAUUCAGGUUGGCUGGAGCGUUGUCAGGUGUUUGCUAAAGUGGAGCAGGAGGAUGAGAUGCCAAUUGGAAACAUGGCAAAUGGAAACUUAAAUGCAGAAUAUAGUAAAAAGAGCAACCUUUCUAACCAUUUAGUAAUGUCUUCUAAGGAAGAUGCAGUAGAUCAAGUUCCUGAAAUACCGAAAGAACAGGUAUGCUCAUUAAAUCAUACAGAAAGCAAAGAGAAAGAGGGCUCUGUUAAUGGUUUCCAAAAAACACCAAGUGAUCACAAAACUGAGAAAGUUACCAAGUCCAAAUAUGUAGAAAAUAUGCAUGAAUAUGAAUUUAAUGAGGACGAGCAUCCACUUUCUACUGACAGUAAGCAGAAUUCUGGAAAUGCAGAGUUUGAACAGGAGACCCAAGAAACACAGAAAAUUGGUAAAGAAAUACAUAGUGCAGUUGUCAGUGAAACAGAACAACCAAGAAAGGAGAUAAGAAAAAUAAACAAAAAAAGGCGAAGAGUAGAGGAAACUGUCAACUCUUUAGAACCUACAUCUGUCCCCAAGAAGAGAAAAACAACAAAAGGCAGUCCAGUUUCUACAGUGGGAGAGAAAUGCAGCAAACCAAAGGCCGAUAGGAGAUGUGGAUCCAAAGACGUCACUGAGGAAAGUAGCAUUGCAGAGAAACUGAAGCUGGACCAAACACAUUCCAUAGAGAAUAUUUUUGGAGAACUUGAGGAUGAAGCUGAGGCCAUGAAAAACAGCAAUACACAUGCAAGUAGGGGAAGAAGGCUUGGUUCCAAACCUACAGAUGGAAACUUUGUUAGAAUCAAUCUAAAAAAGAAUCUCACGUUAAAGGAUUUGCACUAAAAGGAGCUGUGCUUCGUAAACAGAUGUACAUGCAUAAGUUCCAACUGAAGGGUGAACGGUUUGGAGGUGCUGGUCGAGGAAGAGGAAGAGGUUUUGUUAGUAGUAGUGAAAUUUGCUUUAGAUGUGGUGGCACUGGGCACUGGGCUAGAGACUGCAAG
Messenger RNA from Erpetoichthys calabaricus (reedfish), 1737 nucleotides. Its product is annotated as ATP-dependent DNA helicase Q4-like. Gene Ontology annotation, biological process: DNA replication. NCBI's taxonomy places the organism in Eukaryota, Metazoa, Chordata, Cladistia, Polypteriformes, Polypteridae. The transcript is spliced from 8 exons. The record is from RefSeq and is a predicted model, not a curated record. The coding region runs from base 71 to 1579 and encodes 502 amino acids.